Pelobates cultripes (western spadefoot toad) is the source of this 602-nucleotide messenger RNA. Lineage: Eukaryota; Metazoa; Chordata; Amphibia; Anura; Pelobatidae. The record is from the annotation of a GenBank genome assembly.
AUGGCUGACGCUGAAGACCGCUCGCGGAGAAACAACCUCCGGCUACGAGGAGUCCCGGAGAGCGUUAUGCCUAAUGACCUACCAGCCUAUGUGCAAGGCCUUCUGAGGGCGUACGCUCCGGACAUCCCCACGGAUAUGUUCCUAAUAGACCGGGUACACAGGGUGCCCAAACCACGCAAUCUGCCUGGCACUAUCCCUCGUGACGUCCUACUAAGGGCACACUACUACCACAUAAAAGAGGCAGUACUGCGCGCUAGCAGAACCCGCUCAGAACCACAUGAAAACUAUGCCACGAUCAAGAUCCUAGCAGACCUGUCCGCGGCGACUCUCAAGCGCAGGAGAGAUUUCCAACCGGUGACAGAAGAAUUACGUCGUGCGGGAAUGAGGUACCGCUGGGGAUACCCCACUAAACUCCUAAUUACAAAAAAUGGCGAGAUCAACGUGGCCUCCACGCCGGACGAAGGCACCCGACUAUUGAGAGACUGGGGGCUCCUUACAAACCCCCCCCCCACAACUCAAGCAAGUCCAGCAAGACGUCUGACACCAGAAUGGCGCCAGGCCUCAACACAGAACAAAUCGCCAUGAUCCACCCGAAGGACUAG